AUGAGUGGUAAAGCAAAUCCGCCGGAGUUGAAAAAAUUUAUGGAUCAUCGCUGUCAAUUAAGAUUAAAUGGAAAUCGUACGGUUGUUGGGGUGUUACGAGGCUUCGAUCCAUUUAUGAACUUGGUUAUUGAUGAAGCACAAGAACAUACAAAAAACGGUGAAAAAAGACCGAUUGGAAUGGUUGUGGCCAGAGGCAAUAGUGUGGUCAUGAUUGAAGCAUUGGAUCGUCUGGGCUAA
This is a messenger RNA of Didymodactylos carnosus, 237 nucleotides long. The record is from the annotation of a GenBank genome assembly. NCBI's taxonomy places the organism in Eukaryota, Metazoa, Rotifera, Eurotatoria, Philodinida, Philodinidae.